AUGGCAUCGCAAAGAAACAGUGCACGAGCUUUGGAAUUCAUCGGUUUGGUACCAAAGAUGACUUUGGAUGCAUGGAAAUCUGUGGAAUUUCCGCACGGUCCAAGUCCGUCGGCUGACGUUGCUGACGGUGUUCAUCACUCCCCAUCCGUCAGCUCUUUCCCACCCAAUUGGCCAAUCGAUCCUAUCGACAACUGUGCAUACAAGAAUUUUUUGGAUCGGUCUGUUGUCCUGUGCUCAGAGGACAAAAUGCGUUCAUUGUACAACUUGGAACAAACCCACACGUUUGGAUUACGUCCCAAUCCGUACCCGUACCCGGUGAUUGUGCGGCCGCCGAAUGUGGAUGAUCCAGCCAUUCAUGAGUACUUUAUGCCCGCCUGUCGACGAAAAUCUCAGUGUCCACACUACCCAUGCACAUCGUGGUACGAGAGCUUGUUUCCACUCCCAAUAUCUCUGACGGAGGAGAACGCGUGUGUCCGCGUUUCCACAUUCCUGCACGCCUUACAGUCCUCGGUCAAUCCAGGCAAACGAUUGAUUGAUUCGGUGGAAUGCGCGGAUCAAUGGAUUGAACAUAGUCGACAAACUAUCAACCGGUUUAUCUGUGGUGAUUUACCAUCAGUGGAUUCUACCAGCGAAGACAUGGAUCUUGGUUUAUUUUUACAGAAUUGUCUUCUUGCCCGGCGAUAUGCAACCACACAUUUUGAUAAACCGGCAUUCGAUCGUCUGACCGAUGCAUCAGAUUUGGAUUCAGUUCAGUCGAUGGAUUUGGGUCCGUUUGAUAUCCUCGGUGUGGAAACUGCGGUCCGGUACGGUCAACGAAUUGGAGCUCUGGCUCACGAUUCACUGCAUCCCCUCACAGAUUCAGGCCACGUAGCAGCAUUGUCCAAUUUGAUCAAACGUGUUCGUUGUGGACUCAACAGAGAGUAUCAGGUGAUGGAUUGUACCACCAAUCGAGACGAGAGUUUGUCGAGUGUCACCGCCGAUGACGGGGACACAGUUCACGGAUUCGACUGGUUCACAGCAACCAUGUUUCUCGCAUUUCGUGGUGAUGCUAACCUGGCUUGGGAAUUUUUGGCUCAAUUUGCAUCUGAUCGGCUGUCCAUCUUUAUUUGGCCCCAACGCGCUCAACGAUUUUCUGCACAUGCGAAUGGGGAUGACAGCACAAACAACUGGUCGCUACAUUUGACCGGGCAUUUUGUGGAUCACAUACUGGCACUCGAAUGUCCAAACGUAUACAACACAUUCGUUCUGGCCGAACUACCACCGUCUCAGAUUGUCAGACGUUGGAUGAAACAAUGCUUUUGGAAUUAUCUCGAUUGGAGUGGCAUAAUUGAUUUUAUGGUGAUCUGUUUGUUGCACUCGGAACCCUACCACAUCUACUUCAUUCUGACCGUGUUACAACAUCUACGUCACGCGGUUCGACUGGCCACAGCCCAAAGUCCGACUGAUCAACAGCAACAGCCCCAACAACUGGUUGUGUUCCUCCAGGAAGAACCGAUUCGCGGAUUUGAAAUGUCCAAUUACCUGGACAUUUUUAGACAGUUGGAUUGCAAGUACGGCGCUGAGUUGCGGCGUGCAAUUGAACAAGUCAACGGUCAGCGGUCGACAUAA
This is a messenger RNA of Echinostoma caproni, 1608 nucleotides long. The record is from the annotation of a GenBank genome assembly. NCBI's taxonomy places the organism in Eukaryota, Metazoa, Platyhelminthes, Trematoda, Plagiorchiida, Echinostomatidae.